This is a messenger RNA of Danaus plexippus (monarch butterfly), 424 nucleotides long. RefSeq lists its product as uncharacterized. NCBI's taxonomy places the organism in Eukaryota, Metazoa, Arthropoda, Insecta, Lepidoptera, Nymphalidae. The record is from RefSeq and is a predicted model, not a curated record. The coding region runs from base 1 to 315 and encodes 104 amino acids. The transcript is spliced from 3 exons.
AUGACAGGAAACACCAUGUUGUAUGUCAAAGCACAUUCUGUCAAGAUGAAGUAUACAUUACUGUUUCUGUUAUUGGUGACCGUCGUAGCAUUUAGCUACGAACAAGAGGAGCCUAAAAAUCCUCCCGAUGCAGAGUUCUACAAGAAUCUCCAACCUUUAAAACGUUUUGUAAGACAAAUGCCUCCACCGCCCGAGAUGCCGCCACCUCCUCAGAUGCCGAAAUUUGAGCACUCGGUCUCAGACUCUUACUUUGAAAAUCGACAAAAAAGAGAGGCGAAAGGAGUAGGCGGUGCUUUACCAACAAGAAAAGGUUAAUUUUAUACCACGACCCCGUCUCUAAAUGUCAACAUUCAAAAUAUUAGUACAAUGGAAUAACGAUCAAAACUUUAGUUAAGAAUAAAAAUAUUAAUUUUUGCUCAUAAAA